Penicillium riverlandense is the source of this 972-nucleotide messenger RNA. It is a transcript of the gene nimX, whose product is annotated as cyclin-dependent serine/threonine-protein kinase CDC28. The transcript has 4 exons. The record is from RefSeq and is a predicted model, not a curated record. Lineage: Eukaryota; Fungi; Ascomycota; Eurotiomycetes; Eurotiales; Aspergillaceae. Gene Ontology annotation, cellular component: cytoplasm; cyclin-dependent protein kinase holoenzyme complex; nucleus. The coding region runs from base 1 to 972 and encodes 323 amino acids. Gene Ontology annotation, molecular function: cyclin-dependent protein serine/threonine kinase activity; ATP binding; cyclin binding. Gene Ontology annotation, biological process: signal transduction; regulation of G2/M transition of mitotic cell cycle; protein phosphorylation.
AUGGAGAACUACCAGAAGAUCGAAAAAAUCGGCGAAGGAACCUACGGUGUUGUCUACAAGGCCCGCGAACUCAACCAUCCGAACCGAAUUGUCGCCCUCAAAAAGAUCAGACUGGAGGCCGAAGAUGAGGGUGUUCCCAGCACGGCGAUCCGCGAGAUCUCCCUCCUCAAGGAAAUGCAGGAUCCCAACAUCGUCCAGCUGUUCAACAUCGUUCACGCCGAUGGCCACAAACUAUACCUCGUCUUCGAGUACCUGGACCUCGAUCUGAAGAAAUACAUGGAGGCCCUGCCGGUCAGUGAAGGUGGUCGGGGGAAGGCACUCCCGGACGGCUCAAUGAUGGGUGCAAACCUGGGUCUGGGCGAUGCCAUGGUCAAGAAGUUUAUGGCCCAGCUGUUAGAGGGCAUUCGCUAUUGUCACAGCCACCGUAUUCUGCACCGCGAUCUGAAACCCCAGAACUUGCUGAUCAACCGUGACGGGAACCUGAAGCUUGCUGAUUUUGGGCUGGCAAGAGCGUUUGGUGUGCCUUUGCGGACUUAUACUCACGAGGUCGUGACGCUGUGGUACCGCUCUCCAGAAAUUCUCCUGGGUGGCCGCCAGUACUCCACGGGCGUGGACAUGUGGUCCGUCGGAGCCAUCUUUGCAGAGAUGUGCACCCGCAAGCCGCUGUUCCCCGGGGACUCUGAAAUUGACGAAAUUUUCAAGAUCUUCCGUGUCCUCGGCACCCCUGACGAAGAUAGUUGGCCCGGUGUGACCUCCUUCCCAGACUUCAAGGCCACCUUCCCCAAGUGGAAGCGCCCGGACGCAGUCCUGGUCCCAGGUCUCGAAGAAGCCGGUGGUCAACUACUGGAAGCCCUUCUCGAAUUCGAUCCCGCGCACCGGCUAUCGGCCAAGCAGGCCUGCAUGCAUCCUUACUUCCGGAAUGGCAGCUCGUACUACUCGGGACGGACCACCACGCGGAACGGAUAUCACUGA